This is a messenger RNA of Dovyalis caffra, 1695 nucleotides long. NCBI's taxonomy places the organism in Eukaryota, Viridiplantae, Streptophyta, Magnoliopsida, Malpighiales, Salicaceae. The record is from the annotation of a GenBank genome assembly.
AUGGCAGCAGCAUUGUCUCAAAAAUUUUGUUGGGGUUCUUAUUUUCUCUUUCUCUGCUUAAUUGGAUUCAUUUUUCAACCGGUUGAAGCUGCUGUUAAGAAAUACCAGUUUGACAUUCAAGUGAAAAAUGUUAGCAGGCUGUGUCAUGCCAAGCCGAUUGUCACGGUAAAUGGGAGGUUCCCAGGGCCAACUGUGUAUGCUAGGGAAGGAGACAGAGUUCUAGUGACUGUAACCAACAGCGCAGAAUACAACAUGUCUAUUCAUUGGCAUGGACUAAAGCAAUUUCGUAAUGGCUGGGCUGAUGGACCUGCUUAUAUAACACAAUGUCCAAUCAAGACAGGACAUAGUUACACCUAUGAUUUUAAUGUAACAGGGCAAAGAGGAACGUUGUGGUGGCAUGCACAUAUCUUUUGGCUAAGGGCUACUGUCUAUGGUGCCAUUGUUAUCAUGCCUAAACCAGGGACCCCAUUUCCUUUCCCUCAGCCUCAUAGGGAAGAAAACAUUAUUUUAGGAGAAUGGUGGAACAAUGACAUCCAAGAAAUUGAAAAACAAGGGAGCAAGCUGGGAUUGCCGCCGAAUGCAUCUGAUGCCCAUACCAUUAAUGGGAAGCCAGGGCCACUUUUCCCAUGUUCUGAGAAACAUACAUUUAGCAUGGACGUUGAACAGGGAAAGACUUAUCUCUUGAGAAUCAUCAAUGCUGCACUUAAUGAUGAGCUUUUCUUUGGUAUUGCUGGUCACAACAUGACCGUGGUAGAAAUUGAUGCAGUUUACACCAAACCCUUUACAACAAAAGCAUUACUAAUUGCACCAGGACAAACUACGAAUGUUCUUGUUCAAGCAACACAAUCACCAAACAGAUAUUUCAUGGCUGCUAGACCUUUCAUGGAUGCACCACUUACCGUAGACAACAAAACUGCCACUGCUAUACUGCAAUAUAACGGCAUCCCAAACACUGUACUCCCUAUCGUUCCCCAGCUACCAGCACCAAAUGACACGGCUUUCGCCCUUAGCUACAAUGCCAAACUUAGAAGCCUAAACUCUCCACAAUUCCCAGCAAACGUACCCCUUAGAGUGGACAGGCAUCUUUUUUACACGAUAGGUUUAGGAAUAAAUCCAUGUCCAACUUGCUUAAAUGGAACACGACUCACUGCUUCCUUAAACAACAUCACUUUUGUAAUGCCCCAAGUUGGCCUCCUUCAAGCUCACUACUUCAACAUCAAGAGAGUAUUUAGGUUAGAUUUCCCAGAUAACCCUCCAACGCCAUUCAAUUACACUGGUGCACCACUUACUGCCAAUCUUGGUACUACAUUAGGCACCAGGCUAAGUAAAAUUAACUACAAUUCAUCUGUGCAAUUGGUACUACAAGACACCAAUCUUCUCACUGUCGAAUCACACCCUUUCCAUCUUCAUGGUUACAAUUUCUUCGUUGUUGGGACCGGAAUUGGAAACUUUGACCCUAAAAAGGACCCAGCAAAAUUUAACUUGGUUGAUCCUCCUGAGAGAAAUACAGUCGGAGUACCUACUGGUGGAUGGACUGCCAUAAGGUUCAGGGCAGAUAAUCCAGGGGUAUGGUUCUUGCACUGUCAUUUGGAGCUACACACAGGCUGGGGAAUGAAAACAGCAUUUGUCGUCGAGAAUGGAAAAGGCCCAGAUCAAUCUAUCUUGCCUCCACCGAAGGAUCUUCCUCCCUGCUAG